AUGUGGAAUGCUCUAACAGAGGUGUGGGGAGCCCAUUAUAACAGCCCUUCGAGAAAUAAACAACAUACGAUCGAUGCCCAAAGAGUGUUGGCGACUCUCAAGCAGGGAAGGAUGACGAUGAGGAAAUAUAACAACAGUGCAACUCAGAUCAAGACAGAUAUUCCAUCAGUCUGGGAUUCUAUGUUAGCUAGCAGUUUUGUAAUAAGCAUUACAGACGUGUCAUUGAGAUUGCAUUUGAUAUCAAUAGGGAGCCUUAUCAAUGAGUUCACAUAUGUUGAAGACUUGGAGGUAGCAACACUAAUUGCAAGAGGUAGUGAAGCCAAUAUUGACAGAGAUGACUCGGAUUUGGAGAGUGAGAAGAAAGCCUAUGAUGAAGAUAAAGAAGAGUUAGAUUAUGAUAGAUUUGGAAGGAAGAAUGACAAGAAGAAGAGAGAGGCAGAGAGAGAGAAAGGAAGGUAG
Molecule: messenger RNA, 459 nt
Organism: Morchella sextelata
Lineage: Eukaryota; Fungi; Ascomycota; Pezizomycetes; Pezizales; Morchellaceae
Exons: 1
Coding region: 1-459 (152 amino acids)
Source: RefSeq, a predicted model, not a curated record